This is a messenger RNA of Ostreococcus tauri, 672 nucleotides long. Its product is annotated as Isochorismatase-like. The transcript has a single exon. Lineage: Eukaryota; Viridiplantae; Chlorophyta; Mamiellophyceae; Mamiellales; Bathycoccaceae. The record is from RefSeq and is a predicted model, not a curated record. The coding region runs from base 1 to 672 and encodes 223 amino acids.
AUGUCCGCCCGGACACCGCGAGCGAGACUCAGCGGCGCCGACGCGGUUCGCGUCCUCUGGGUGUGCGACGUUCAGGAAAAGUUUGCAGGCGCAGUCAAGUCAUUCGACCGCGUCGCCCUGGGCGCGUCCACGCUCGUUCGCGGAUUGCCGAUGGUGCACGACAAAAAUGUCUUCAUGGUCAGUGAACAAGUCCCGGAUAAGUUAGGGCCGACGGUGGAACCGAUCAAGCGAGCGAUGGUUGACGCGAAGGAGAACGAGAGCGCGGACGUCUUCACUCGCGUGUACGCGAAGACGAGGUUCAGUAUGUGGAAGAGCGAUAACGAGGCGUUCCUGCGCGGGUGUUACGAUCAAGACGUGAGAUUCCAGCACGUGAUCGUGGGGUUGGAGGCGCACGUGUGCGUUUUACAGACGGUUUUGGAUAUAUUGCGAGACAGACCGAGCGACGACGUCUUCGUGUGCGUGGACGCCGUGUCGAGCAUUCGAUUGGAGGAUCGAGCGGUGGCGCUGCGGCGCAUGGAGCGCGCGGGGGCAAUCUUGACGUGUACGGAGAGCGUGUUAUUCGAGGUCAUGGAGGACGCGACUCACCCGAGGUUUCGCGACGUGUCAAAGCUCGUGCGAGAGGCGGCGAGGUUCGCGUCGCAACUCACGUCGAGCCCGUUGCCUAGCAUUUAA